Molecule: messenger RNA, 795 nt
Organism: Phytomonas sp. EM1
Lineage: Eukaryota; Euglenozoa; Kinetoplastea; Trypanosomatida; Trypanosomatidae
Source: the annotation of a GenBank genome assembly
AUGACCAUCCCACGGGAGAUUCGAACGAAGCGCGAUGAGGUCUUAAAGGGGUCUUUCCUUGAGGAGCCCACGAAGGUGCGGGAAGAGGAGGAGGGGGAGGCGAACGACGUCGCCGCCGCGAGCAGCCUCAAAGAACCUUCGGAAGAGGUGAAACGUGAACCCCCUCCCCCCUCCACAACAACACCAACACCAGCAGUGGGAGUGGUGAAUUCCACGAUGGUGCCGAAUUCUCUUCCCCCUACCAUUCCUAAAUUUAAGCCACGAAAAGGAGUGGAGUUGAAUGAACAAACGCCCGGGAUGAGAUCGCGUAGAACUUCCAGGGAAAUUCAAGAGAAAGAGGCGGCCCUUCCCACUACAAUACUCCCAAAUGGCGAUAGCAACGUUUCAGCGGAAGUCCCAUCAAGGCGUCGACGGACCACCCCCCAGACGUCGUUGGUGAAGUUGGAAGAGUGUGAGAGCAGUAACCAGGGCGAAAGUCAAAGCGUGGGGGAUAAAACCACGCAAUCCGUUCUGAGUGAAACGGGCUCCUCGUCAUCGCGUCGGGCUUUAACGAACUCAAAGGUGGAAAAGCAAACGGCUCAAGUGGUGAAGCGCAAGCGAGGUCGACCUCCAAGGCAUAACCCCCAAAGUGAAGUCAUCUAUUGGGUUCAAUGCGAUCUGUGCAAUAAGUGGCGUAUUGUAUCUCAUCCAAUUCCGGAGGGUACCACGUUUUGGGAGUGUAAACUUCGAGACGACAAGACGACUUGUGCGAUGGUGGACGAUGAGGCCAUGCUUAAAAAGAAAGGCGGUCCGUAA